Molecule: messenger RNA, 834 nt
Organism: Lodderomyces oxycetoniae
Lineage: Eukaryota; Fungi; Ascomycota; Pichiomycetes; Serinales; Debaryomycetaceae
Product: proteasome regulatory particle lid subunit
Exons: 1
Coding region: 1-834 (277 amino acids)
Biological process (GO): proteasome-mediated ubiquitin-dependent protein catabolic process
Cellular component (GO): nucleus; proteasome regulatory particle, lid subcomplex; proteasome regulatory particle
Source: RefSeq, a predicted model, not a curated record
AUGUCAUUGCAAAAACUUACUGCUGAGAUAUACUUUCUGUUUGAAAAAGAGGAUUAUCAUAAAUGCCAGCAACUAUUAACUCCUAUUAAAAUUGAGUUGAUCAAACACAAUUUGCUUGUACCAGUAGACUCCAACACUCAAACUAAGGAUCAACUUAAUGACAUAAGAAUUGCACAAAGGAUUUUGGAAAUUGGUGCAUUCUCAUCCUUGUUCACUAAUGACUAUACGGGCUUUGAAAACUAUUUUGCCCAGUUGAAACCAUUUUACACAAAUGAGAAAUUACAGAAUUUGAAAAAAGCUCAUGUUAAUACUGAUACCACCAAGAUAAUAUCUUUGUACUUGUUAUACCUUUUGAGCCAAGGCUUGAUUUCGAAAUUCCAUGUGGAACUAGAGUCGAUAUAUAAUUUUGAGCAGUUUGACGCUGAAAACGACAAAUUCUUGCGCUUUCCUAUUGAUCUUGAAAGUAACUUGAUGGAGGGUAAUUGCAUCAAGAUUUGGAAGCUAUUAAAUGAAGAGCAAAGUCUUCCAUGUAAAGAGUUUUCACACUUUGGCGCAACUUUAAUAAAUGCCUUGAGAUUCGAAAUAGCCAGAAGUUUGGAAAAAACAUACACCUCAAUUCCAGUUUCAAACUGUAAAAAUCUUUUAUACUUGUCACAGGAAAUAAGUGACGCUGCAUUUGAACAUACUUUGAGGGAUUCGUUAAACUUGACAAAUUGGGAACUUAAAAAUGGAGUUCUUUAUUUCACUCAAACAGAAAGUGAGGCAAACAUAGACAAUGGAUCAAUUAUAAAGAAUGUGUUGGGGUAUGCAGAGCAAAUGGAAUCUAUUGUAUAG